Molecule: messenger RNA, 336 nt
Organism: Vicia faba (fava bean)
Lineage: Eukaryota; Viridiplantae; Streptophyta; Magnoliopsida; Fabales; Fabaceae
Source: the annotation of a GenBank genome assembly
AUGCAAGGAGCUUCUCAUUGUGCUACUUUGGUUGUGCACUUGCUUGGGGAAGCCAAUGGUGAAGGCUUUGCAGAGAGGCAUUUGCUCAGACACUUUACUCCUUUUGUUUUGGCAGGGUUUAAAUCUUCAGAUUCAGUGGUAUGGGAUGGCCAAGAAGUAGUUUAUAUGAUGAAAACUUCACCAUUAUCUUUCAAACAUGACAAGAGUUUGAGCGGAAGUUUGUUUGUUGCGUGUGAGAUAAUGGUGUCUAGCAUGCUUGUUGAACUCUAUGGUCAUGAUCGAGGCAAUGUAAACCGUCAACUAAGCUUUGUCGUUACUGGUUUCGAUUGGGAAUAG